AGGCUCAGACAUUGGCCCAAGAUCGCAAGACUCAAGAGGAGUCAGUAGUUGCCGAGGUGUCAGGAUGUCGGUGGAUGCAACUGUCUUGGCGGCCUUCAAAAAGUUUGACAAGGACAAAACUGGCAGCAUCAGCCGUGAAGAGCUUGCAGCCGUGUUGCAGACUCUUGACCCUGUGGAAUGGGACAAUGAUGCCAUUGAUCACCUCUUGACGCAAGCAGACUCCAGUGGUGAUGGGGAGCUGCAAAUCCAGGAGUUUGUGAGCUGGGUCUUCGCCGAGAACUACAAAUCCGUGGGUGUUGGCCCUCACGCCGGAACCGGAGAUAACUGUUUGGUCAUCUCCGGCUGCUCUCGAGAUGAGUUGAAUGGAGUGUAUGUGCAAAUGAGAGACAAACACUAUUGCCAUCGCCCCGUUUUCUUGUUCGCCGCAAAGAGUCGAUUCCUUUUCUACCAAUCCAAGCGGCAGCAGUGGCAAGUCCACCAUGAAUGUAGCAUGAAGGCUAGCUGCCGACUACAAACCAAGCGUGCCCCACAUCUGGGCGGUACUUGGAGUGUUUGGAAGCAGACCGGGGACGCCAGCUCUUUUGUGGAAGAGCCAGAGAUGGGUUGCGCUUUGCAACAGUUGUCGGCUGAGGAGCAAAUUUCCAAAGCUGCCAAAGCGAUAGUGGUCAGAGAGCCGAGUAGCGUGAAAGGCUGUUUUCUCAGGCAAGAAGAACUUGUGAAUGGUAGGCCCUUGUACUUCAAGGACAAAUGGGGUGGCCAGUGCAUUGUCUACUUCGCAGAGGAGGAAAUUUGGGGCCUUGUCAGCGGAAAGCCCGGGGCUUGUGGUGAUCUCAAGUUCGCCAUGAGUGAUACAACCCAAGGCUACUCUCCAGAUUUAGUAUCAUGGAGACUUCGAGACGAUGAUGAUAUCGACCUUGUCGCUGCAGACCCAUCGACCGGCGCAGCCAGCCUCAAUGUGCCUGAAGGUUGGAAGGACCCAGAAAUGCCACACACACUAGAGAGCAUUGGAAAAGGUAAGGAAGUGCAGUGGAUGAGGGCUUUGGCGAUGACACCAUGCCCGGUACUCUUUGGAGAUGAUUGUAGGCCUCAAGAUGCUUGUCAGGGAAAGAUGGGCGAUUGUUGGCUGGUGGCAGCCAUCGCUUCUAUGAUGGAAUUUCCUGGUUACAUCCAAGAGAAGAUCUUCCUCACUAAGGAACUUGCACUCGACGGCAAGUAUGAAAUCACGCUCUAUGAUUGGAAAACGGAUACCUGGCCGGUGAUCCAGGUUGAUGACUAUUUGCCCGUGGGCUUUCGCUGGGACACCUGGGAACCACCAAGACCACAGUUUGCCAGCAUCCCGGAUGGCAAGCUCUACGUUGCGCUCCUGGAGAAAGCCUUUGCCAAGCAUCGCCGGGGUGGAGCUUGCUAUCAGGACCUUUCAACCGGCGAUGCCUGCGAAGGUAUCGUGGCAAUGACUGGAUGCUUGGAGAGGACAUGGUACCAUGCUACGGAUUGGAAGGAGCAUCACCCAGAGAGACCACCCAAGUGGGUUGUGACUGCGAAUGAAGGUGUGGCGGUUCAUGCCGAGUGUCCCAAGACGACUGAGAAGCUUGGCCAGCUGUCUCAGGGUGCAAACUUUCAGGAGGUGGCGCGCGAUGGCGGCCGCAUUCAAUUCAAAAAGAUCAGUGGUGAUGGUCCAGAAGAGGGUUGGUUGUCUUGGUAUGUGGCUGGACAGAAGGUUGCAAAGCGCUGCAGCGAGUUGCGAUGGUUCAAGGACGUGGGAAAGGUUAGCAAGGAGAAGCAGCACCUUGCUGAGGGCUUGGAAUAUGACGAGAGGAAUCUACCGGUCGAGGACAUGUGGCCGAUUCUCUGUGAGCUCGACCAGGCAAACUUCCCCCUCGUGACGGGUGUGUACUAUCAAGAGGACGAGUGGAACAAGAAGGCGAACAAUAAGCAGGGCCUCAAGACGCACCAUGCAUAUUCCCUCUUGGGCGCCAAGGAGGUGGACGGCGUGAAGUUGGUUUGUAUCCGAAAUCCAUGGGGAGGCGCCAAGGAGUGGAAAGGACCAUGGGGUGAUCAGCAAGAAGAGUGGACAACACAUCCAAAAGUAUCAGAGGAGCUCGCGAGCUUCGAGGAGUCGUGUCGAACCAUACCAAACUCCUUGGCGGUUUCACGUGUUUUGUUCUCCCCAUGGGAUGGUUCAUAUGUAUCUACUAUGCCUCAUGGUUGAGCACCACAAAACAUUCAAACCUUGCAAUUUGCAAGCCACUAAAAGUAGCCAAACGCAAAGCACCCGCCGUGCCCAUUCCACACUGUCAGGCAGAUGGCACUUGGUGGAUGGAUUGGGAAGACUUCCAGUGGAUUUGCGGUGAAGUUACAGUGGUGCCGCAUUGCAUGCCUUCAAAACGUGGUCCUCCGACGAAAGUCGAGUAGACUGACAUCUAGCAGUCAGUGCGAAAGCAGAACACCUGCGUGGCGCGCUCGGAAGCUGC
This is a messenger RNA of Effrenium voratum, 2471 nucleotides long. The record is from the annotation of a GenBank genome assembly. Lineage: Eukaryota; Dinophyceae; Suessiales; Symbiodiniaceae.